Misgurnus anguillicaudatus (oriental weatherfish) is the source of this 1085-nucleotide messenger RNA. It is a transcript of the gene tk1, whose product is annotated as thymidine kinase 1, soluble. The record is from RefSeq and is a predicted model, not a curated record. NCBI's taxonomy places the organism in Eukaryota, Metazoa, Chordata, Actinopteri, Cypriniformes, Cobitidae. Gene Ontology annotation, biological process: thymidine metabolic process. Gene Ontology annotation, molecular function: thymidine kinase activity; ATP binding.
UAAAUGGACAAACCGGCUGUGGCGGGACAUUCAAGUGUCAUUGUGAGACAGAGCUGUGUUUUAAACAGUAAUAUUAUUAAUAAAAGAUAUGGAUUGUUUAGAUGUGGCUCGGAUUUUGCCAAAUUCACCACGAAGGGUGAGGGGACAAAUACAGGUUAUUUUUGGACCGAUGUUUUCAGGAAAAAGCACUGAACUGAUGCGUCGCGUCAGACGCUUCCAGGUCGCGCAAUAUUCCUGUUUGCUCAUUAAAUACGCAAAAGACACGAGAUACUCAGAUUCGGGGAUGGCCACACACGACCUGAGCAUGAUGGAGGCGGUGCCAGCGAACCGCCUGAGUGACGUCAGGACGCUGGCAAUGCAGGCCUGCGUCAUCGGCAUCGAUGAGGGCCAGUUUUUUUCAGACACAGUUGAGUUCUGUGAAGAGAUGGCCAAUAUGGGCAAAACCAUCAUCGUAGCAGCUCUGGAUGGAACUUUCCAGAGAAAGCCAUUUGGAAACAUUCUGAAUCUGGUUCCAUUGGCUGAGAGUGUUGUCAAAUUAAACGCCGUCUGCAUGGAGUGCUAUAAAGAAGCUGCGUAUACCAAGAGACUUGGAGCAGAGAAAGAGGUGGAGGUGAUCGGCGGCGCUGAUAAGUAUCAUGCCGUGUGUCGGCAGUGUUACGGCGGUCUCGUGGUCAAUAAGGAGAACUGUGAUCCUCAGAGAGAAGAGACGCCGCCACACCUGACACAAAAACAGCUGGACCGAAGCGCUCCACGCAAACUCUUUACCUCACUUCAUCUAUGAAAAUACUCAUGGAUACUGUAGUAAAAAUAUUAAUGUUACUGUGAGCCGUAUAGAUGGAAAUCAUUAUGGUGCACCUGGUUGUAUAUAAUAACAUCUUAGUUUUUAAUGGGUCCAGCAUUAUGUCUGCAUGUUUUUUUAUUUCGAAUGGUGAUUGAAAUAGGUUUGUUUUAUUUCUGUGUUCAUUUUAAAUGAUUUUAAACUAUUUAUAUUAGUCUGACAAAACAACCAGCUGAUGUUGUAAAACACUGCCAAGGAACACAUGUGAUGUGUUAGGAUGUACUUUUCAAUAAAAAAACUCAAAGUU